Protobothrops mucrosquamatus (brown spotted pit viper) is the source of this 1113-nucleotide messenger RNA. It is a transcript of the gene FA2H, whose product is annotated as fatty acid 2-hydroxylase. Gene Ontology annotation, biological process: fatty acid metabolic process; lipid biosynthetic process. Gene Ontology annotation, molecular function: iron ion binding; fatty acid 2-hydroxylase activity. Gene Ontology annotation, cellular component: endoplasmic reticulum; membrane. The record is from RefSeq and is a predicted model, not a curated record. NCBI's taxonomy places the organism in Eukaryota, Metazoa, Chordata, Lepidosauria, Squamata, Viperidae. The transcript has 7 exons. The coding region runs from base 1 to 1113 and encodes 370 amino acids.
AUGGCUGCCCCGACGACGACCGGCUCCUUCAGCCGCGCUGAGCUGCGCGCCCGCUGCGCCCAGGGCGCCUGCCUGGUGCUGACCGGCCGCCGCCUCUACGACCUCAGCGCCUUCGCGCCCCUCCACCCGGGCGGGCCGCGCUUGCUGCUGGAGCGGGCCGGCACCGACGUGAGCGAGGCGCUGGACGGCCCGCCGCACCGGCACUCGGCCAACGCGCGCCGCUGGCUCCAGCAGUACUACCUGGGCGAGCUGGAGCCCGACGGGGAAGCCGAGCAGACUUGUCCGAAGACACCGGACUCCCCCACGUCAGACGCCUCAGGUCCUGUCAUGUCCGGGGAGCCUAGAUUGGCAUCAGUCAACGUAGAGAAGGACUUGGUGGACUGGGAAAAGCCUCUCCUUUGGCAGGUGGGCCACCUGCGCGAGAAGUACAAUGAAUGGGUGCACCAGCCGGUGGAUCGACCCAUUCGCCUCUUCCAGUCGGACAUCAUGGAGUCCCUCUCCAGGACAACGUGGUACAUUGUCUGCCUAGUCUGGCUACCGGUAAUAUUCUUCCUCAGCUGGCACUGCUACACCACUCUGGCCCAAGGGGAAACCCAGCUGUUCUCCACAUCAGCCUAUGCCGUUCCCGUUCACAAGUCCUGGUUCCCACUGCUCUUCCUCCUGGGCGUAUUCAUCUGGUCCCUGCUGGAGUAUUUCAUUCAUCGCUUCCUCUUCCACAUGAAUCCAGCCAGCAAGUACUACCUGAUUACCUUGCAUUUUCUGUUGCACGGCCAGCAUCAUAAGUCCCCGUUCGACAGCUCCCGCCUGGUCUUCCCACCUGUGCCAGCGUCCCUGGUCGUCUUCUUCUUCUACUUUCUUGUUGGUUUGGCUCCCCCUAGAGAAUUUGGGCACUCCAUCCUGUGUGGAGGAAUCCUUGGCUACGUUAUUUACGACAUGAUGCAUUAUUACUUGCACUACGGCUCGCCCAAGGAAGGCACCUACCUCCACGGUCUGAAGAUCUAUCACAUCAAGCACCACUUUGAACACCAGAAAGCAGGUUUUGGGAUUUCUAGCCGAUUCUGGGACCAUCCCUUCCACACGCUGAUUCCAGAAGAAAAUGAAAAGCGCGAUUAG